Messenger RNA from Neopsephotus bourkii (Bourke's parrot), 3470 nucleotides. RefSeq names its product actin filament-associated protein 1-like. Gene Ontology annotation, cellular component: cytosol. Gene Ontology annotation, molecular function: SH3 domain binding; SH2 domain binding. The transcript is spliced from 13 exons. Lineage: Eukaryota; Metazoa; Chordata; Aves; Psittaciformes; Psittacidae. The record is from RefSeq and is a predicted model, not a curated record. The coding region runs from base 398 to 2932 and encodes 844 amino acids. Gene Ontology annotation, biological process: regulation of interleukin-6 production; regulation of mitotic cell cycle; positive regulation of epidermal growth factor receptor signaling pathway.
AGGGGGCUUGCAGCGGGUCUGUGCAGGAGCACGGUGAUGCAAACCGCUCCCAGAUGCUCGCAGGAAGGGGCUGGGGGUCAGGCAGGGACCCUGGGGGCAUCUCCCUGCUCCUGGGGCAGCAGCGCAGGGCUAUGUGUGUGCGAGGUCCUGCUCUGCCCCACACUUCCCCGUAUCUGAAGGGACCCAGAGCUGGCACUGACUGGGGCUGGGCCCUCAACCCAUUGCCCCCUGGCUCUCCCCACUUUGGGGCUCAUGGGACUGGGGCAGCGCUGUCCCAUCCCAUGGGAAUCUCAUCUCCCCCAGCCAGGAUGAGGGAGCACAAAGCAGCUCCUUGUGCCUCCUUCCUGGCACAGCAGGGUCGGGGUCUCCAGCCAGUGCUGGGUCCCAGCCCUUGGGAAUGCUCAGCGUUUCUGGCCUUCAUCAGCUGCUCCCAUGGGCUAUUCCUCCCCCUCUUCCUCCUCCUCCACAUGGAGCAGCAGCACACUGGGCUGCCCGGCGCAGCCCCUGGCCCCGGUUCCCCUCGCCCAGUCGGGAACAAACCCGCUCUGUGAGCACAAACAGAGCAUCCUUCAUCACCACGGGGCACCGUGCCCCUUCCUCAUCCUCCCCCGACACCCUGGGCUGCUCAAUAGUGGGAUUGUGUGGAGCAGGAGCACGCAGCCCCACACUGGAGAGCCCCUGCCGCUGGAUGAGCAUCCUGCUCCGGUGGGCUGUCGAUGGCACAUCCCUGUGCCCUGCAGACCUGGACAAGCUGCUGUCGGACCUGCGGUCCUUCCUGCUCAUCCUGGACCGGGAAAGCCUCAGCUCCGUGGCUCGGGAUAAGAAGAAGUCGGUGGCUGAGCUCCUGUCGCGGCUGCAGAGCCCCUCGAGUGAGCGUGGGGAUGCAGAGUACAUGAUCAUGCGCUGCCUCUCGCCGUCCCCGCAGGGCCAGGCAAGCCCUGGAGCCAGGAGGAUGGAGGCAACAGGAGGAAGAACCUGUGAGUGCCACACAACCAGGACCCUGAGCCCACACGGAGGGAGCAAGGUCCCUGCUGUCUCACGGUCCCCACCCGCCGAUGACUCCUAUGAAGAUGCUGAGCUCCUCGGUCCCAGCCGCUGCUCCGGUGAGCACCGCACCGCAUCCCCCCCCCGGGACCCGCCCGCACCCAGCGCGCUGGUGCCAGCCCGGCUCUCAGGCGGUGCCGACACCGACAGCAGCCACUACGAGUCCUACGAGGAGGAUGAGGAGGGUGUGAAGGACCGUGCCCAUUACCUGCGGCGGCCGCCGGGCCCCGGCCGCGGUGCUGAGCCCAGCGGGCGCCCCGAGGCGCAGCUCUGCGGCUUCCUAUGGCGGAAGCGCUGGCUGGGGCAGUGGGCGAAGCAGCUCUUCAUCGUCCGCGAGCAUGUGCUGCUGUGCUUCAGGUACGCAGCCGACCCGCAGCCGGUGCUGGAGCUGGACCUGCGGGGCUGCCACGUCACCUGCAAGGCCAAGCAAGGCAAGAAGAUGCCGCACACCCUGAAGGUGACCGGGACAGCAGGAGAGGUGCUCGUCAUCGGCUUCCAGAGCCGGCAGCAGGCUGAGGACUGGAGGAAGGUGAUUGAAGAGGUCAGCAGCGAUGCCCCGGGCGGGCUGGCAUCCAUCAGCACCCCAUCGCCACCUUCCUCCAGGCUCAGCAGGGUGAGCUGCCUGUUCUCCCAUGGGAAACCCAGGCAUGGGAAGGGGGAUGCAGAGAAUUCACCCCAAAUCCCAUCCCACCAUCCCCACUGGCUGAUGUUGGGGGGGGGUCACUGCCAUGGGGUGGGGGUGAGGGUGCUUAAGGCCUGCAGGGAUUGGGGCUCCUUGGAUCAUCAUCCUCAGGCUGGCAAGGAGGAAGAGGAGGAUCGCUCACGGCAGAGCCCUGCCCGCAGCCCGCAGGCUGGAGCGGACGCCAAAGGAGGGUUCCUGUCGGUGCGGCUGCGCGGGCGCUGGCAGCGGCUGUGGUGCGCGGUGCGGCAGGGAGCCCUGCGCAUGGUCCCGGAGCCCGGCAGCGCCCAGCACCCCGCCUGCGCCCUGCGCCUGGACGGAUGCGAGGUGACCCCCGGCACGGCCGCCGGCUCCCCCCAGCGCCUCCGCAUCCGCAUCGCCCAGCGCGGCCGGGAGCUCGCCCUGCUGCAGACGCGCUCGGAUGAGGAGAGGGAAGCUUGGUUGAAGACCCUGCAGGCCAGGGGAGGAGCGGAAGCAGCCAGCAACAGUCCCCACAAUGAGAAACCCAGGCUGGGCAAUGCCAACAGCUGCCCUGCUGCAGGCGGGCUGCUCCAGCGCCGUGUCCCAACACCCAAUGCCUACAUGGAUGAUCCCUUUGGGCAGCUCCCACCAGCUGAGGCUCCCAAGCAUCCCUACUCCAACAUGGAGCGGCUGCAGCAGCUGCAGCAGAACUUGGACCGAGCAGCGCAAGGGCAGCGCAGGAGACCUGUGUCUGCGCUGCCCAUGGGUGCCUGCAGCAGCACCCUGCAGGCAGCACCAGCAGCAGCUCUCCGGAGCAGGGCAGCCAGCCCGCAGUGGGUGAAGGUGAGCUCCGAUCUCUGGAGCAAGGAUCUCUCCCAGUCCCAGCGCACCCUGACGCUGCCUGAGAGGAAAGGAGCUCGGGAUGGGCUGGAUCUCCUCAUCGGGAAAAGAGCCUUCCCGAAGCCGGAGGAGAAGGUGGGGCAGCUGGAGAGGGCCUGCCGCAUGCAGGGCAGGCUGAAAGCCGGCUCCGAGAUGAACCUGCUGGCCAUCGGCACGUCCCUGAAGGGCCACAUCGCUGCCAGCAGCGGCUCGGCUGGCUCCGAGCAGGGCUCGUUCCUCACGCCGCUGCUGAAGCGCACGGCAUCGGCCAGGAGCGCCCUGAGGCCGUCACCGCCGUCCCCGCUCCUGGUGGAGAGGGGAAAUGUGCUGCAGAAGAGAAAGGAGUGGGAGAUGAAGGCUGUGAUGUGAGCGGUGCCGCAGCAGCUUCGGGGCACCCCUCGGCUGAACGGAGGCUGCACGUGGACCGUGCAGGACCCGCCUGGUGCCCGGUUUUAACCAUCAGUAUCAACGCUACAACUACGCACAUCUAUUUUUUAUAUAGAUAUAUUAUACAUAUAAACUGUCCGUCCCUGGGUCUGAGUUUCCCUGGAAUGGCUGGAGGGGGGUGAGCCCCUCCCAGCGUCACCCCCUUCUCACCCAUCCCAACACCUUGGGUUUAGGGUAUGCAAUUUCCCCAUUGCAACCUCACGAGCUGCUGGUUCUGCCCCUAAUGUGGGGCCAGAGCACCAGCAGCAAGCCCAGAGACCCCGGUGACGGGGUGGGAUGUGGAUACACCCCGGACCAAGCAUCCGGGGGGCACACACAGAGUGAUGGGGGAUGCUUGGGGCACUUAACUGCACCUUGCUGGAGCUGGCAGGCCCCAGGCUGGACCCUGGGCUGCUCCCCAGUGCUGUGCUCGUCACGGCUCGGGGUCCGUUGUGGAAAUGGGGGGGUUUAAGGAUUAAAA